CCUCUUCAACAAGAGUUCUUCUCAUACCCAUCUCUCUCUAACUUUUUCUUUCGUAGCACUCACUUUCUCUCUCCUAUUCUGCAUUUCUUGUUUUGAUUCGGAUUUUUUCUGGUACCAAAAGUUUGUCCAAGCCAUCAGUCCAUCACCAUCUUUUUAUUUUUAUUUUUAUUUUUUAUUUUUGUUGGUGAGCAUCAUUAUUUGAUUUCGUCUUGGCCUCUCUCUUUUUCAACCCAUUGCUUUUAUCCCCUGUUUUCUGUAUUUCCCAUUCUCUCUCUCUCUCUCUCUCUCUCUGGUUUUCUUCUGAAUAUCUCUGUGAGAAGAAGAAGAAGAUCAAAAAGAGAAGCAUUGGAAAAUGAAGAAGGUCGUACUAAAGUUGGAUUUGAAUGAUGACAAAGCCAAGCAGAAAGCUUUGAAGACAGUCUCUACUCUUUCAGGAAUUGAUGCCAUAUCAAUGAACAUGAAGGAGAAGAAACUCACAGUGGUAGGAACAGUAGAUCCUGUAAAUGUAGUGAGCAAACUCCGCAAGUACUGGCCUUUUACAGACAUAAUCUCAGUCGGGCCAGCAGUGGAGCCGAAGAAGGAGGAGCCGAAAAAAGAAGAGCCCAAGAAAGAGGAGCCGAAGAAAGAAGAAGGCAAAGAGGAAGCCAAGAAGGAGGAGGCCAAGAAAGAAGAGGGAAAGAAAGAGGAGGACAAGAAGGAGGAGCCAAAGAAGGAAGAGGCUGCCAAGGAAGGGGAGAAGAAAGAGGCAGCACCUGCGCCCGCACCUGCACCUGCACCAGCGCAGCCUCCGCCCGACCCCGUCUUGGAGCUUGUCAAGGCUUAUAGAGCAUACAACCCCCACAUGACCACAUAUUACUAUGUGCAAAGCAUGGAAGAGAAUCCUAAUGCUUGUGUUAUUUUUUGAGGGGGGAAAAAAAAAACCUGCUUCGAGGAGAGGAUUCCCAAGAAUAUUUUGAGGGAUUAAUGGAGAUGGAAGGAAAAAAAAAAAAA
This is a messenger RNA of Morus notabilis, 990 nucleotides long. RefSeq names its product heavy metal-associated isoprenylated plant protein 39. Lineage: Eukaryota; Viridiplantae; Streptophyta; Magnoliopsida; Rosales; Moraceae. The transcript is spliced from 3 exons. The record is from RefSeq and is a predicted model, not a curated record. The coding region runs from base 353 to 904 and encodes 183 amino acids. Gene Ontology annotation, molecular function: metal ion binding.